GAUCUUGUUUGAGAUAUUGUGACGGCUAACAGUGACGGAUAGUGAAUAAUUGUACUUCUUGAAGUUUUGAACUAGCCAAAAGUUUUUCUAUAUUAAAAAAGGUGUACAUUAGAAAAUUUCUCCAGUAUUAAGACAUUUUAUAGUUUUUGUUAUAGUUAACUUCAAGAACUUUAUUUCAUUUUAGCAAAGGAAUGUGACGAAUCUAUUAUGUUCCGCUCUUAAUCAAAGCAGGGCACAAUGGCUUCCCCGGAGGAUGAUGAAGUGAUUCGUAAGGCUUUUAUGGUUAAAAGAUCACAAAAUAAGAAAAUAUUCACCCCAGUUAAUUACAAGGAAAGAUGGUUUAUACUGACUAGAAAAUACCUCAUAUAUUAUGAUUCCGAUGGACAGAAGCGUAAAGAACGAGGUCGUAUACUAACAGAGGCUAUUCACACUGUGGAACAGGCACAGCUUGGAGAGCUCAGCAAGCAAAUACUGGACGGAGACAACGAGAAGAGCCCCUACAGGUACCCCUUUCAGGUCGGUUAUUCGGAACAGAAUUCGGAUUAUACUUUGUACCUCGCUGCCAAGGAGCACAGCGAGAGAUUGGACUGGAUACAUGCUAUAAGGACGGUGUGUGUAUCCAACACUCGUCGUGCCCGCUACCACCCAGCGGUGUGGUCAGCUCGUCGCUGGUGGUGUUGUGACGCUGAACGUAAGACAGCCCCCGGGUGCUCCCUCGCCUCCCUCUGGCCGCUGCCGGAGCCCGACUUGGAACUUAUACUCCAAGAGCAUAACAAUAAAGACAACGGAUUAGCUGUGACAGCGGCUGUCACGAUGCCAGGGGGUGGAGGGCCGCCUCCGGGUACACCAUCAGCGAAACCAAAGGAUAAGCAAAGGACGAAAGUCGUGGUAGCAUUGUACCCUUUUAAAGCGAUCGAAAGCGGCGACCUCUCCUUGGAAAAGGGCGCGGAAUACGAAGUUAUAGAUGACUCUCAGGAACACUGGUGGAAGGUGAAAGAUGAGCACGGCUGUGUGGGAUACAUUCCGAGCAACUACGUCAAGGAAAAGGAAACUAUAGGAUUACAAAAAUACGAAUGGUAUGUGGGCGAGAUGUCCCGCCAGAGGGCAGAGUCGCUGCUCAAACAAGAGGACAAGGAAGGCUGCUUUGUUGUACGGAACUCGUCAACUAAGGGCAUGUACACACUGUCGCUGUAUACUAAAGUAAAUCACCCUCAAACCAAGCACUACCACAUCAAACAGAAUGCUCGCGGUGAAUUCUAUCUGUCAGACAAGCACUGUUGUUCAAGCAUUCCGGAGCUCAUUAACUACCACAAACACAACAGUGGGGGGCUCUGCUCAAGACUCAAGGCCACACCCUGCGAUCGACCAGCACCACCCACUGCUGGACUGUCGCACGAUAAAUGGGAGAUAGAUCCUGUAGAGCUGGUUCUGCUCGAGGAGUUGGGUGCUGGCCAGUUCGGUGUGGUCCGUCGUGGCAGGUGGCGCGGUACCAAAGACACCGCCGUCAAAAUGAUGAAGGAGGGCACUAUGUCGGAGGACGACUUCAUUGACGAAGCAAAGGUUAUGACUAAGCUGCAACAUCAGAACCUCGUUCAGUUGUACGGGGUGUGUUCCAAACAUCGUCCUAUAUAUAUUGUGACGGAGUACAUGAAGCACGGCUCGCUGUUCAAUUACCUCCGUCGAACAUCCGCAGACCAGCUCGGACCGGCGGUGCUCUUGGACAUGUGUAUACAGGUUUCCAAAGGAAUGGCUUAUCUGGAGAGACAGAACUACAUUCACAGAGAUCUGGCUGCUAGAAAUUGUUUGGUUGGAGAUGAAAAUGUCGUGAAGGUCGCUGAUUUUGGUCUCGCUCGAUACGUGCUAGACGAUCAAUAUACUAGUUCUGGUGGUACCAAAUUUCCAAUAAAAUGGGCUCCACCUGAAGUACUCAACUACACGAGAUUUUCAUCCAAAUCUGAUGUAUGGGCCUUCGGUGUCUUGAUGUGGGAGGUAUUCACGUGUGGUAAGGUUCCGUACGGCAGAAUGAAGAAUAGCGAAGUUGUAGAAAUGGUUCAAAGGGGCCAGGUGUUGGAGAAACCAAAGGGAUGCCUCAACGAGAUAUACAAUGUAAUGAAAGCUUGCUGGCGUCAUGCGCCAGAAGAUCGGCCAUCUUUCCGGAUAUUAAAAGAGGAGCUGGCGGUGGUAGCGCAGAAGGUGGUAGCUGAUUGACUGCGCCUGCUGCUGCUGUUGCUGCGGUCACCUGCACCCACGCCCGCCCACUCCCCCUACCAACCUAAUACAACCACCACCACCAUCCCUACCACUCCUACCACCCUACCGCGCUCUAGACGCGACACCUCACCUGUCUGACUGCUCCAGCGCAGCUAAGUGCCCGAGAGAUAUCUCAUAAUAUAUUCAUAGAUGUACAGUGUAGUAGAAAUGUACAGUGGCGACGCAGAUUAAAAGAUAUGUGGAAGCUCAAUGCAAAGAAGUCUGUGAUAAAAAUCGAUACAAUCGUUGCGGUACAUAUUUAAGUACAUAAAAAUUUGUUGGCACACGCCGCGUAGUACUAUUUUAUUAUCAUUUCGUAGGUCGGAGAACGUAGCUAGGUAGAUAUAUGUCAAACGGUGAAGUCUGCGUCGCGUUAGAACAGUCGCUCUACCACAAGAUUGCAGCGACUAACUAAUUAUGUAGCGUUUUCAGAUUUUUCGUUCAUUAUGUAAAAUCAUUGCUAUUAACAUGUGCCGAGUGUUCUGAAUGAAAAAAUUGGAAAUAUUACGUAAUUAGUUUCCUGAAUCAACUUGUUGUAGGGUACUCGUAUAUGAUAUUAAUCGGUAUUACAUGUCAUAGACAAAGCAGUAGUGAUUGAUAUGAAAUCUCACAAUUAAAGUAGGAUGAUUCAAUUCAUUGUAGUGAUUAACCAUCAAGUAUCAUAAUGAAAAUGAUUACCAAAUCUCGAUUAUUUAGCUUGUAAAUAUGAAAUCUAGUAUUUUUGCUUAAUAGGAAGUUUGAUAUAUAUAAAACUAUGAUAAAUUUCUUAAUACCUGACAUUGUACAUGUAAGGACAAGAGUUAUAGGAAAAGGUGAAGAAUUUAACAAUAAAAGCAAUGAUAUUCCUGAUAAUAUUCAUCAUAUAUUAUUAAUAUCAUCAAACAUUUGACAGAUUUCAUUUAAAAUCAAGUAUUAUUAAUAUUAGUCAAUUUAUUCUAAUAUUAAAAUUAAAUUAUCUAUAAAUUCAUCCCAACAUCGAGUUAAGGCCAAACUGAUUAUUUUAAAAAAUAAGUUAAGAAUAAAAUAAAUAUCUGACAUUCCAUAAAAACAAUUCACAAAAGUUAUUACAAUUAUAUUAAUAAAUUUGAUCACUGCAUUCUCACAUAAAAUAAUCAUAGGAGCAAAUAUUUGAUAUGACCAUUAUCAGCAUUUCAAGUUAUUAAUAUUUAAUUAUUAUACGAAAUAUAAAAUUAAAUUCUGAACUAAACUUUAAUCUCCAUGUUUAACUUACCAAGGAGUUAGUUAUGCAUGCAGAAAAUAAAUUAAAUGAUAUUAUGUAUAAAAUAUUUUAUUUUGUAUAAUAGUAUAAUUUAAAAAAGUACUGUCCACUGAAAGAAAGCAACUGCAAUUUUUUUUUUUAUAGAAUUGCUUUAACAA
Messenger RNA from Danaus plexippus (monarch butterfly), 3627 nucleotides. It is a transcript of the gene Btk29A, whose product is annotated as tyrosine-protein kinase Btk. The record is from RefSeq and is a predicted model, not a curated record. Bases 238 to 2208 code for a protein of 656 amino acids. Gene Ontology annotation, molecular function: ATP binding; protein binding; non-membrane spanning protein tyrosine kinase activity. The transcript is spliced from 17 exons. Lineage: Eukaryota; Metazoa; Arthropoda; Insecta; Lepidoptera; Nymphalidae. Gene Ontology annotation, biological process: peptidyl-tyrosine autophosphorylation; intracellular signal transduction.